AUGAAGAAUAAUACUCAACAGACUCCAAUUUCUCCAAAAAUGGCCAUGUAUAAGAAUGCAAUGAAAAACAAACAUAAUCAACUCCCUUAAUUAAGUGAACAGCUACAAAAGAACCAGAGUCUCGCUUAAUUUCAGGAGUAACAACAAAGUUAAAGAAGUUAAGAAUAAGGAAAAUAAGAUAAGCUACGUCCAAAUAGUUCUUUUAGAUCUUUAAAAUUCUAAGAUUUGAACAUGCCUCAUAAUCCUAUUGAUGUCAUCAAGCUGAAAGACAUUCUAGAUGGAAAUAGAAAGGAAAUGAAGGUCAAAUAAGAUUAAUCUUAAGUUUAACAUAAGAAUUAGCAAGAAAAAAGCUUCACAUCUCAUAAACACCCUUAGGAUGAAGUCUUAACAGAACAACAGAAAGUUGAAAAAAAAUUCAAUUUAGCAAUAAAGGAUUAUAAACAAAAUUUUAAAGAAAAUGUAAAUUUGGAUCUUGAAACACCAAGGUUUUUUGGAAUGCCAUGA
Molecule: messenger RNA, 504 nt
Organism: Paramecium pentaurelia
Lineage: Eukaryota; Ciliophora; Oligohymenophorea; Peniculida; Parameciidae
Source: the annotation of a GenBank genome assembly